Brachypodium distachyon (stiff brome) is the source of this 2151-nucleotide messenger RNA. Its product is annotated as calcium-dependent protein kinase 3. The record is from RefSeq and is a predicted model, not a curated record. The coding region runs from base 170 to 1855 and encodes 561 amino acids. Gene Ontology annotation, biological process: protein autophosphorylation; intracellular signal transduction; peptidyl-serine phosphorylation. NCBI's taxonomy places the organism in Eukaryota, Viridiplantae, Streptophyta, Magnoliopsida, Poales, Poaceae. Gene Ontology annotation, molecular function: calmodulin binding; calcium ion binding; calcium/calmodulin-dependent protein kinase activity. The transcript is spliced from 6 exons. Gene Ontology annotation, cellular component: nucleus; cytoplasm.
CGACAGAGUUACUGCUCCUCUACUCCCUCUCUGUCUCCGCCUCCGUGUGUGUAGGCUGUAGUCUAGUACUACUUCCUUCCUUCAGUUCCUUCUCUUCUCCCCCCAUCAGCCCAGCCGCGCAAUGCCGUACAAACCCUAGCCUCCCGCCCUCUGAUCUCUCCGCGCUGCCAUGGGCAACUGCUGCCGCUCGCCGGCCGCCGCCGCGCGGGAGGACGUCAAGUCCUCGCACUUCCCCGCGGCCGCCGCGAAGAAGAAGCCCCACCAGCCGCGGACCGGCGCCGGCGGCGGGCAGAAGCGGCUGGCCGUGCUGGGCGAGGACGGGUGCGAGUUCAUCGGCGGGAUCGACGACAAGUACGUGCUUGACAGGGAGCUCGGGCGCGGGGAGUUCGGGGUGACGUACCUGUGCAUGGAUCGGGACACCAAGGAGCUGCUCGCCUGCAAGUCCAUCUCCAAGCGGAAGCUGCGGACGCCGGUCGACGUCGAGGACGUCCGCCGGGAGGUGGCCAUCAUGCGCCACCUGCCCAAGAGCCACAGCAUCGUGUCGCUGCGGGAGGCGUGCGAGGACGAGGGCGCCGUGCACCUCGUCAUGGAGCUCUGCGAGGGCGGCGAGCUCUUCGACCGCAUCGUCGCCCGGGGCCACUACACGGAGCGGGCCGCCGCCAACGUCACCCGCACCAUCGUCGAGGUCGUGCAACUCUGCCACCGCCACGGUGUCAUCCACCGGGACCUCAAGCCCGAGAACUUCCUUUUCGCCAAUAAGAAAGAGAACUCGCCACUCAAGGCCAUCGAUUUCGGCCUCUCGAUUUUCUUCAAGCCUGGUGAAAAGUUUUCAGAAAUUGUCGGAAGCCCUUAUUACAUGGCUCCUGAAGUAUUGAAGAGAAACUAUGGACCAGAAAUAGACAUCUGGAGCGCCGGGGUUAUCUUGUAUAUUUUACUAUGUGGAGUUCCUCCAUUUUGGGCAGAGACUGAGCAAGGGGUGGCACAAGCUAUCCUUCGUGGAAAUAUUGAUUUUAAGCGGGAACCCUGGCCCAACGUUUCAGAAAAUGCUAAAGAUUUAGUUCGACGUAUGUUGGAACCUGAUCCAAAGAUCAGGUUAACUGCAAAGCAGGUUCUUGAGCACCAUUGGCUUCAAAACGCUAAGAAAGCUCCAAAUGUUCCUCUUGGAGAUAUUGUGAAGUCAAGGCUCAAACAAUUUUCUAGGAUGAAUCGAUUCAAAAGAAGAGCUUUAAGGGUCAUUGCUGAUCAUUUGUCUGCCGAGGAAGUUGAGGACAUUAAGGAGAUGUUCAAGGCAAUGGAUACUGAUAAUGAUGGUAUUGUUUCUUGUGAAGAACUGAAAAGCGGAAUAGCAAAAUUCGGCUCCCAUCUUGCUGAAUCAGAAGUGCAGAUGCUUAUCGAAGCUGUGGAUACAAAUGGCAAGGGAGCAUUAGAUUAUGCCGAAUUUCUAGCGGUCUCUCUUCAUUUGCAAAGGAUGGCAAAUGACGAGCACCUUCGGCGGGCCUUCCUAUUCUUCGACAAGGAUGGCAAUGGUUACAUUGAGCCAGAUGAGCUUCGAGAGGCUUUAAAGGAUGAUGGAGCUGCUGAUAGCAUGGAAGUGGUGAAUGACAUAUUGCAAGAAGUAGACACUGAUAAGGUGACGAUUCUCUUGUAUGAAUGUAUCCACUACAACCAUUACUUUGGUUCUCACUGUCUAAAAUGUCAUCUGCAGGAUGGCAAGAUUAGCUACGACGAAUUUGUAGCAAUGAUGAAGACCGGCACAGAUUGGAGAAAGGCAUCACGGCAUUACUCCAGAGGAAGAUUCAACAGCCUUAGCAUGAAGCUUGUGAAGGAUGGGUCGGUAAAACUGGGCAUCGAGUGAAGCCUGUAGUAUUAAUACGUGCAUGUAGUUAGGCAUUUGGACCCACUAAGCAGAAACUCCUUUGAUUUUGUCAUCAUUAUUUUGCGUGGAAAUUUAGAUAGGUGGAACCCCCUGAUUGUCUUACCUGUGUAAUUAGUUCCCCGGGUAUUUGUCACUGACAAUCGCGCAGGCGGUGAAUGUACGAAAGCUUUGCUGUUUGCGCCUGCAUCCUCCCUUACCUGAUGCCAAGUGUUGUAUACAAUGUUUUGCCGUAACCAGAUGCAGUUUGUUGUAUUGGCGUGCUACCUGUCGCAGAA